Messenger RNA from Cryptococcus amylolentus CBS 6039, 1702 nucleotides. RefSeq lists its product as hypothetical. Gene Ontology annotation, cellular component: mitochondrion. The transcript has 4 exons. Bases 29 to 1459 code for a protein of 476 amino acids. NCBI's taxonomy places the organism in Eukaryota, Fungi, Basidiomycota, Tremellomycetes, Tremellales, Cryptococcaceae. Gene Ontology annotation, molecular function: sulfide:quinone oxidoreductase activity; FAD binding. The record is from RefSeq and is a predicted model, not a curated record.
GCUGCACGUGGGUGCCACGCGAGGGGCGAUGGCGUGCUUCGGCUUCUUCCCAAAAAAGUCGAGCCUUGUAAGCCGAAUGCGAAUGGGAGAUGCAUCUGAUGUCUUCUCUCCAUCCGCCAUGUCCUUCAUUCCCAAGAACGUCAACCACCUCCACCGCCUCGCCUCUACUGCCGCCACCGGCAGCCACAAGGUCGUCGUCAUCGGCGCCGGUGCCGCCGGUCUCUCCGCCGCCAACCAGAUCUACAACGCCUUCAAAGCCCAGGGCCGCACCCUCGCUGACGGCGACGUCGCCAUCGUCGAUGCCAACAAGAGCCACGACUACCAGCCCGGGUGGACCAUCGUCGGCUCCGGGCUCGCCAACAAGGAAGACUACCGCAAGCCCGUCGACUCGUUGAUCCCCAAGCACCUCGCGCAUAUCCCGCAGAACGCUGCGGGCUUUGAGCCCGGGUCGAACCAGGUGGUGCUCGCGGAUGGGAGCAAGGUCACAUAUGAUUUCCUUGUCGUCGCUGCCGGGCUUCAGAUCAACUGGGACAACAUCAAAGGUCUCUCGUCAGCCCUCACCGACCCCCUGAAGAACAAGGUCUCCUCCAUCUACUCUUAUGAAACCGUCGACAAGACCUGGGACCUCAUCCGCGCACACAAGGGUAAAGAGGACGGCGAGUCCAUCUUCACCCAGCCAUUCGGCGUCAUCAAGUGCGCCGGUGCGCCCCAAAAGAUCGCCUACAUGUCCGACUCUUACUGGAAAUCCAACGGCAUCUCGCCCAGGUCCACAUUCAUCACUGGUAUGCCCACCAUGUUUGCCCAGCCUGAAUACUCUGUCGCCCUCAACGCUAUCCGGGAGAAGAAGGGUAUCGACGCCAUCUUCAACACCAACCUUGUCGAAGUCAGGCCAGAGACCAAGAGCGCGGUAUUCGAAGUCGUCGCAGGCGAGGACAAGGGCAAGAAGGUAGAGAAAGAGUACGGCCUCUUGCACGCCGUGCCCCCUAUGGGUCCCCUGAACUUUAUCAAGACCUCCCCCCUAGCCGACGCCGCAGGCUGGGUCGACGUCUCCAAAGACACCCUCCAGCACAACAAGUACCCCAACGUCUUCUCCCUCGGCGACUCGUCCUCCCUCCCCACGUCCAAAACCGCCGCCGCCAUCACCGGCCAGACGCCCGUGCUCACGCAUAAUCUGGUGACGUUGAUGGAGACGGGCAAGGUGGGGGAUGCGGUGUAUGAUGGGUAUACGAGCUGCCCGUUGUUUACUGGGAGGGGAGAGCUGUUGUUGGCAGAGUUCAAGUAUGGGGCGCAGAGGAAGGAGACUUUUGGGCAGUUUGUGGAUCAGCGGAUUCCUAACCGAGCAUUCUACCACCUCACCAAAGACAUCAUGCCCCGCGCAUACUUUAGCAAGAUGCUCAAGGGCGAGUGGUACGGUCCCCGCAUGUUCUUCCCUCCCACUUAUCUUCCUCAAUCUUCAUAAACGCGUCUUCAACUCUUGCCUUGCCUUGUGAGGGCCAGGCUGCAUGAAUGAGGGUUGUGGUUUCGGGAGUUUUGGGGGAUAUAUAAAAAAGCCUUUUCGAAGGCAGUAGGAUAUGGAAAAGAAGUUGUAGAUAUAGAGAGGGAAGGGAAAGGGAGCAUGAGACAUCUAGAUGGGGAUGUAUUGAUCUUGCAUGGUUUUGGAUAUAUCUUUGGUGGCUGAUAGAUGGAUCAUCUUGCACGAAGG